AAGGGAGUGAGUGAGAGGCAACUGAGCCCUUCUUGUGCCUGUGAAGUUGUGAAACAGGAGGCUCUUCUAGGUGGGCAGGUUGCCACGGCAUCUGGACCUAAAAUGUUGGCCCCCAUUUGUCUGGUGGAAAACAACCAUGAGCAGCUGUCAUUGAAUCAGCAGGCUAUCGAAAUUCUGUACAAGAUUCCUCAGCCAGUGGUGGUGGUGUCCAUUGCAGGACUAUACCGUACAGGGAAAUCCUACCUGAUGAACCUUCUGGCAGGACAGAACCAUGGCUUCCCUCUGGGCUCCACAGUGCAGUCUCAAACCAAGGGCAUCUGGAUGUGGUGUGUGCCCCAUCCUUCCAAGCCAAACCACACUCUGGUUCUUCUGGACACCGAAGGUCUGGGAGAUGUGGAAAAGGGUGACCCUAAGAAUGACUCGUGGAUCUUCGCCCUGGCUGUGCUUCUGAGCAGCACCUUUGUCUACAACAGCAUGAACACCAUCAACCACCAGGCCCUGGAGCAGCUGCACUAUGUGACAGAGCUCACAGAAUUAAUUAAGGCAAAGUCCUCCCCAACACCUGAAGGAGUAGAAGAUUCUACAGAGUUUGUGAGUUUCUUUCCAGACUUUAUCUGGACUGUACGGGAUUUCACCCUGGAGCUGAAGUUGAAUGGUGGUGACCUUAUUACAGAAGAUGAGUACCUGGAGAAUGCUUUAAGGUUGAUUCCAGGCAACAAUCCCAGAGCCCAAAUAUCCAAUUUGUCCAGGGAGUGCAUCAGGCAUUUCUUUCCAAAACGAAAGUGCUUUGUCUUUGUCCGGCCAACACAUGACAAAUACUUUCUAACCAAUAUUGAGAAGGUGUCAGAAAGUCAACUGGAUCCUAAGUUCAAGGAACAAACAAACAUUUUCUGUUCUUUCAUUUUCACCCAUGCAAGAACCAAGACCCUCAGAGGGGGAAUCACUGUCACUGGAAAUCGAUUAGGGACCUUGGUGGUGACCUACGUGGACGCCAUCAACAGUGGAGCUGUACCUUGUUUGGAAAAUGCUGUAACAACUCUGGUCCAGCUGGAGAACUCAGCGGCUAUGCAGAAGGCAGCUGACCACUAUAGCCAGCAGAUGACACAGAAAGUGAGGCUCCCCACAGACACGCUCCAGGAGCUGCUGGACGUGCAUGAGACCUGUGAGAAGGAAGCCAUUGAUGUCUUCAUGGAGUGCUCCUUCAAGGAUGAAAAUCAGGAAUUUCAGAAGCAGCUUGUGGAAGUCAUAAUGAGUAAGAAGGAACAUUUCUUGCUAAGGAAUGAAGAGUCAUCUGUUGAAUACUGCCAGGCUCAACUCAAUCAGCUCUCCAAGGACCUAAUGCAAAAUAUUUCAGUGGGAACUUUCUCUGUUCCUGGAGGGCACACGCUCUACAUGGAAGCAAGGGAGAAGAUUGAACAGGACUAUUUGGAAGUACCCAGGAAAGGAGUAAAGGCAAAAGAGGUCUUCCAGAGUUUCCUACAGUCGCAAGCGGCAAUAGAGAACUCCAUCCUGCAGGCAGAUAAAGCCCUCACAGAUGGGUGUAAGGCCAUAGCAGAGGAGCAGGCCAAGAAAAGGGCAGCUGAGAAGGAACAGGAACUUUUAGGGCAGAAACUACAGGAACAGCAGCAAGAGAUGGAGGCUCAAGAAAGGACUCUAAGGGAAAACUUAGCCCAACAGAAAGCAAAGCUGGAGAUGGAAAAAGAACAACUACUGAGAGAGCAGAAUAGGAUUUUGGAGCAAAAGUUGAAGGUCCAAAAGGAUUUGCUUGAGGAAGAAUAUAGGAAGAAAUCAGAGGAGAUGAAUGCAGAAAUAAAUCAAUUGAAAAAUACAAUUGAAGCUACAAACAUUUGUACUGGUGGUCAUGGAAUUGAACGAGUCUUGAACAGAGUUGGCAAAGAAACAACUAAAUCAGUUCGUCAUGUUGUCAAAGGUGUAGGCUCACGGCUUAAGAAGCUUUAG
Carlito syrichta (Philippine tarsier) is the source of this 1959-nucleotide messenger RNA. Its product is annotated as guanylate-binding protein 6-like. The transcript has 11 exons. The record is from RefSeq and is a predicted model, not a curated record. The coding region runs from base 103 to 1959 and encodes 618 amino acids. NCBI's taxonomy places the organism in Eukaryota, Metazoa, Chordata, Mammalia, Primates, Tarsiidae. Gene Ontology annotation, biological process: defense response to Gram-positive bacterium; defense response to protozoan. Gene Ontology annotation, molecular function: GTPase activity; GTP binding.